Zingiber officinale is the source of this 606-nucleotide messenger RNA. RefSeq lists its product as uncharacterized. Bases 1 to 606 code for a protein of 201 amino acids. NCBI's taxonomy places the organism in Eukaryota, Viridiplantae, Streptophyta, Magnoliopsida, Zingiberales, Zingiberaceae. The record is from RefSeq and is a predicted model, not a curated record. The transcript has a single exon.
AUGAUCCCUUGGUGUUUGCACUUGGUCGGCGCCUCCGCUAGGACCAGCCCCACCCCGGACGGCGCCGGUGUUCGCGUCGUCGCCUACGAUGGCCGGGUGAAGGUCUACGACCGGCCAGUGACGGCGGCGGAGGUGAUGAAGGACCACCCUUGCCACCUCGUCUGCCGCUCCGACGCUUUCUUUAUCGGGCAAAAGGUGCCGCCUGUCGCCGCCGGCGUCCAGCUGCAGCCGGGGCAGUCCUACUUCCUCUUCCCCUCCCAUUUCUUCCACUCCGUUCUCUCCUUCGUCACCCUCGCCGCCUCUCUCGUCGGCCCCGGCGGCAAGGGUGCCGCGGCCGUGCGCCCGUUCGAUAUCCGGAAGACGGCGGCAGGCACGCUCCAGAUCACGCUCUCCGACGAGUUCCUGAAAGGAAGGGAGCGGGACGGGGAGCAGAGCCGAAGCAAAGGAGUCGUGACGACGGAUGCGUUGGAGAAGGAGUACAGGAUGCUGGUGAGGUGCAAGUCCAGGCAGUGGGCGCCGAAGCUGGAAACGAUAAGGGAGUCGGAGAGGAGGUCAAAGAUGGGAAUCGAAUCGUUCAAGAGGAGGAGGAAGAAGGAAAGCCAUUGA